UAAAUAAUUGCAUCAUUGCUAAUGCUAUCUAUAUACUGACAAAUGAAUGCAAUAUGAAACUUGAUUUGUUUAUUUUAACAUUUUUUCAAUAUUUAUAAUAGGCAAUACAGUCAUUUAGCUAAAAGAUAAGGUUAUACGUUAAAUCAAAGGAAAGCUAUUAAUAAAUGUUUUAUCUACUUCUUUACAGCUUCAGUAUUUUAACAACUUGUACUCAAUUUUUAAUGUUUUUCCGGGAACAUUUUUUUAUUUCUUUGAUUCAUACAGCGUGUUCUCCUUACGUUCUCUCCGAUUGGUCGAAUUGCACAUUUGCCACGCCCUUUUAGUGACGUGUCUGUUUGCUUAUAAACCCACAUGCCCAUUUGUUCUCACAAGUCUUCCUUUAGUGACUACAGAGGUAAAUUAAUAUCUUUGAUAUGUUUUAGACUUUCUUUCGCUAGUCUAAAUUGUAAAAUUUCAAGCAACUUGACCGGAUACAAUGAAGUACAUCAUUGGAAUUGGGGGUGUGACUAAUGGUGGUAAAACCACCCUGACGAACAGAUUAAUCAAAGCUUUACCAAACUGCUGUGUGGUCCACCAGGAUGACUUUUUCAAGUCACCGGAUCAGAUAGCGGUUGGAGCGGACGGCUUUAAACAGUGGGAUGUGAUCACAGCUCUGGAUAUGGAGGCCAUGGUGAACACCGUCAAGGGCUGGGUUGAGAACCCAGUAAAGUUUGCCCGCUCUCAUGGCAUCCAGGUGAUGCAGGCCACGGAGAGCCAAAUGCACACACUGAUCAUAGAAGGAUUUCUACUGUACAACUACAAGCCUUUGGUGGAGUUCUUUGACAAAUCGUUUUUUAUAACUAUCCCAUACGAGGAGUGCAAGAGGAGGAGAAGUACGAGGCAGUACACCGUUCCCGACCCACCGGGGCUCUUCGAUGGUCAUGUGUGGCCCAUGUACCUGAAACACAGACUUGAGAUGGAGAACUGUGGUUUGCCAAUUGAAUACCUGAACGGGUUGAAAGCAAAAGAUGAAAUUUACAAUCAGGUAUAUGAAGAUGUCCACAACACACUUCUGAAUCGUUUAUAGGAUCGGGCUAUCUCCAGGCGUCCAUGUACAUUAUUGUAAAUACGAAUCUUUGAGGCUUUUUUCUUGUAAUUUCUUUGUAAAUAGUAUGAUGAAAUUUGUAAUUUAAGUCCUUGUGGAGGAACUUUUUUUUUUUUGUGGACUGCAUCCAGAUUUUAAGUUGAUUCCUUUUGUGACCUUUUCAAAGCACUCCUUGGAAACUGUGUUUACCACAAAAAUGAAGGAAUUUCCAGAGUUUGUUUCUACUUGUACUAAUAAAAAUGUGCUUUGACUCAUUUACAUUUGCCAGUCAAGAUUUGUCUCACUGCUCUCAAUUAUACUUUCUUAUACAUGCAUAAUGGCCAAAUGUCUUCAUGUUUUUGUUUUACUGUAUGAUGUGGAUUAAUUUAAAGACCUUGGCACAUUUUCCAAGCAUGAUUUCUUUUGUGUAAUACGCUUAACUCCUUAGAUACACUCCACCCAGGAAGCCUCUAUUAAGAAAAUAUCUAUACAUAAAUGACCAACUGGAGUGGUAGUGGUCUAAAGCACAUAACUGCUAAUCUGGUAAUCAGGAGGUUGCUGGUUUGAUCCUCACAGUCACCACCAUUAUGUCCUUGAGUAAGGCACUUAACUCCAGAUUGCUCUGGGGGGAUUGUCCCUGUAAUAAGUGCACUGUAAGUCGCUUUGGAUAAAAGUGUCUGCCAAAUGCAUAAAUGUAAAUAUGAAGUAGGAAAAACUAUAAAACCAUUUACCCAC
Molecule: messenger RNA, 1798 nt
Organism: Xyrauchen texanus (razorback sucker)
Lineage: Eukaryota; Metazoa; Chordata; Actinopteri; Cypriniformes; Catostomidae
Gene: mibp
Product: muscle-specific beta 1 integrin binding protein
Exons: 8
Coding region: 476-1066 (196 amino acids)
Cellular component (GO): cytoplasm
Source: RefSeq, a predicted model, not a curated record